GCUCCCCGCGGUGAGGGACACCCCACUUCCCGAGUGAAGCCGGCCCUGGCCCCCACUCCCAGCGGCCUUUGUAGCCCCCCCCCUUCCCAUUUCUGCACGCUUUUGGGGUGCUCAAGCAGGUUUAGGCCUGGCCUAGGAGGAGCCCCCCACCCAGCACCCCUUUCCUCAGUGACCGGAGCGAUUUCAAGUGCCUUCAGAUAUUGGGAGGCACUGGGACAAGGGCAGCUCGGGGGGGAAUCCAGCCUAGUUUCAGCACCGUGCUGUCUUCAGUGCAUUGGGGGCAUCAUCUAUAUGUUUUUAACAGAAAACCUGAGAUUUAAAGGAUUGUGCUAAAGGAAACACUUUCUUUCUUCCACAGUGACUAUUUAUUAGAUAAAGCGGACAGUCCUCUAAGCCAAGCAGUACCUGUCCUGAGUUAAUUCUUUGUUACAGAAGUUUUCAGGCUGAUGAAAUAACCCAGACACUGGUGGCACCGGCUCCUGAGCGCUGGGCUGUUGGGAAGAGCAACACAAGGGUUGUUUUCUAACGAGUGUCGCUUCCCAUGGAUACCUGACUGAGAACCAGAGCUGCCGCAGAUGGCCUGACCGCCGUCACCCCUCUCCGUUCGCUCCUGCUCGAACUGCAAACUUGGAAAGAGGGUUUGAACUCCUGUACCAAGUAUAGAGUAAUUCAGUCUCCACUUUGCUUUUAAUGAAAGCACCAUUUAUGCAGCCCGCUGCGCAGAAACUGUGAUAGUGAUUAAUACUGUCAGCCCUCAAGGGAGACUUUAGCCUCGGGAAUCUUUUGUAUUAAAAUUAAUUUGCUGCUCCAGCAAGCAGGUAUCCAAUUAUUUACCUUGUCCAUCAGGGGUGUGGGUGUCAGCGUGGCUGGAAGUGUUUGGUGUUAGUUCAUUACCCCGAUACAUGCUGCAGCAUCUUGUCAGUGCUCAAGGCUGGCUGGCAGCCCUUACCUGGGUGACCUGGAAGAGAACUCUCUCAAGGUGCCACUGAGUUGACUUCACAAGUCAAUCCAGUGCAGGUGCUACAGAGCCCAGGAGCGCCUUUCCCUUGAGGCCUGUCUGCGCUGUCAUGUGCUGAUGUGCCUGCUCUAACAGCAGCUGAGGGACCUCCACCAGCUGCUGUCCACAGGGUCCUUGGCGGGGAGCCUUCCCCAGGAGGGACGAUGAAGAUCGUGGUCGCCAAAGUGCUGUGUCUGCUGGGCAUCUGUGUCCUCAUGCUGGCUGGGUCCCUCCUCCCUGUCAAGAUAAUUGAGGCUGAUUACGAGAAAGCUCAUCGCUCCAAGAAGGUCCUUGCCCUCUGCAAUUCUUUUGGAGGAGGAGUCUUCCUGGCCACCUGCUUCAAUGCCUUGCUGCCUGCCGUGAGAGAAAAGCUCGAUGAAGUUCUCAAGCAAGGGAAUGUGACCAUGGACUACCCAGUGGCCGAGACCAUCAUGAUGGUCGGCUUCUUUGUGACGGUCUUUGUGGAGCAGCUCAUCUUGACCUUCCAGAAGGAAAAGCCGUCCUUCAUUGACUUAGAGACCUUCAAUGCUGGUUCAGAUGUUGGGAGCGACUCCGAAUACGAGAGUCCCUUCAUCGCAUCUUCCCGAGGACGCAUGUUGUACAGUGAACACGGUCACCACUCCCACGGCCUGAACAUCCAGGAGCUCUCCUGCUCCAGUCCCUUACGGCUCAUCGGGCUGGUCUUUGCUUUAUGUACACACUCCAUCUUUGAGGGACUGGCCCUGGGUUUGCAGGAGGAAGGUGGCAAAGUCAUGAGCUUGUUCCUGGGAGUUGCCGUUCAUGAGACGCUGGUAGCAGUGGCGUUGGGCAUCAGCAUGGCCAAGACCUCAUUGCCGCUGAAGGAUGCCGUGAAGAUAGCUGUGACAGUGAGCUUGAUGAUCCCUCUGGGCAUUAGCAUUGGGAUGGGGAUUGAGAGCACCCAAAAUGCAGCCAGCAACAUCACUUCCCUGCUCCUGCAAGGCAUUGCAGGGGGCACUUUCUUGUUCAUCACCUUCUUUGAGAUCCUUGUGAAGGAGUUAGAAGACAAGAACGACCGUCUCUUGAAGGUUCUCUUCCUGGUGCUGGGCUACACGGCUCUGGCUGGUCUGCUGGUCUUCAAGUGGUGAGCAUGGGAGCGACGGGAAGCAAACCUCAGCUCCUUCCCUUGCAAACAGCACUGGAGAUGAGCUCCUCUUCAGCCAAGGGGGACACUGAAGCUCAAUGGCUGAGUGAAACAUCAUGGUCCAGGUGGUAUUUCUGUAUUGACCUGAAGAAGGAGAAUUUCUUCCUGUGUGCUCAGAGGGAGAUAAAAAUGAGUGUCCCAGUGUAGGUGUCACAAGGUAUUGUCCCUGCUGUUGGAUCUGCGGGUCUAGCAGCUUGUGCAGAGAUUCCUCGACACAUAAAGAAUCUGGUUCUAAGGCUGCCUUCAAAGAGCUUGUCCAGCAUGUGGUUUCCUGUCAACCUGCACAGCCAGCCCCCUCACACCCAUUGCAGAAACUGUGGCUGAGAGUCUGCCCCCUUCGCUCUCAGGCUCUGAGGUGAGAAACAACAGGAAUAAAGUCCAAAAGCAGGUGGGAUCACGGAUUGCACAGCUGCGCUAAGCUGCUUUUGCUAGCUUAGUUUUGAGCAAAACCUGCUUGCAAUAGCUGCCAAAAAUAACAUCCCUUCUGGGGCCGCUGGUGUGCCUGGUGCCACAGCUCCCCUGAGCAGAGCUUCCACUUUAACCCACGAAUGGGUCUGGAAGCUUCUGAUUCUUGGAAUGAUUAAUGGAAGGAAUGAGGCCAGGUCCUGCUCCGAUGCAUGUCAUCCAUAUGUUGAACAUUCCCUGAAGAAAGCCUCUAACAGCACAUUAAUAUAUUGUUCGAAAAUC
Grus americana (Whooping crane) is the source of this 2846-nucleotide messenger RNA. It is a transcript of the gene SLC39A3, whose product is annotated as solute carrier family 39 member 3. The transcript is spliced from 4 exons. Bases 1162 to 2103 code for a protein of 313 amino acids. The record is from RefSeq and is a predicted model, not a curated record. Gene Ontology annotation, molecular function: zinc ion transmembrane transporter activity. Gene Ontology annotation, biological process: zinc ion transmembrane transport. Gene Ontology annotation, cellular component: plasma membrane. NCBI's taxonomy places the organism in Eukaryota, Metazoa, Chordata, Aves, Gruiformes, Gruidae.